AUGACAAGUCAAGAAAGGUUAACUAUCCACAGAGCUCGUUUUCUAGAUCUAGCAACUGCAAAUAUCACUGUUCUAGCAUUUUCACAUGACUCCGAUGUUGCUGGUAGUGAAAAAAGGUUAGAUAAUUUGAAUAAUAUCAACAAUAACAAGAGUAAACUAACUCCAUCAGAUUUACGUUUGGCUGUAGGAAGAUCUAAUGGUAAUAUUGAAAUAUGGAAUCCAAGAAAUGGUUGGUUCCAGGAAUUAGUCAUCCAAGGUGGUAAAGGACGUUCUAUCGAAGGCUUAGUUUGGAGAAAUGUUCCAGGUGAGCCACUAAGAUUGUUUUCAAUUGGUGGUUCUACUGUCGUCACAGAAUGGAAUUUAGCUACUGGUUUACCACUAAAAAAUUUUGAUGGUAAUGCUGGUGUUAUUUGGUCAAUAGCUAUCAACUCUUCAAAAGAUAAAUUAGCAUUAGGAUGUGAUAACGGUACAAUUGUUAUUGUCAAUAUUUCUGGUGGGCAAGGUGUUUUAGAAUAUGAAACUAUUUUGAUGAGACAAGAUGCAAGAAUUCUAUCUCUUACUUGGAAUAAAGAUGAGUUUGUCAUAGGUGGUUGUUCAGAUGGAAGAAUAAGGAUAUGGUCCGUUAACAACAAUGGUAGAAUAACACACACAAUGAAGGUCGAUAAAGCAAAAUCAGAAUCUACAUUAAUCUGGUCUGUAAUUUAUUUACCAGCUUCUAACCAAAUUGUCUCCGGUGAUUCAACUGGUUCGGUCAAAUUUUGGGACUUCCAUUACGCUACUUUGAACCAAUCGUUUAAAACUCAUGAAUCAGAUGUCUUAACUUUAACCACUGACUGUACUAACACCCAAGUCUUCAGUGCUGGUAUUGAUAGAAAAAUUUACCAGUACAGUCAAGUCAAAGACUCAAAAAACUCAAAAUCAGGUGCCAAUAAUAAGUGGACUGUUGCAUCAAAUAGAUUAUUGCAUUCUAAUGAUAUUAGAUCCUUAUGUUCAUAUCAAGCAAAAGGUGCUGAUUUCUUAGCAUCAGGUGGUUCUGAACAAUCUGUUGUUAUCUCAUCAUUAUCUUCAUUCGCCGAUGGUAAUUACAAGAAAAUACCACCAAUUGUACCAUUUAGCAAAAAUUUCUUAAUCAACAGAGAACAAAGACUAGUUGUUAUGUGGUAUGAAUCUACUGUCAAAAUUUGGACCAUUGGUGAUGAUGUCGAAGACGAUAAAAAUUAUAAGUUAGUUUGUAAAUUGAACUUAAAAGAUGAGCAGAAUAUUUCUACAUGUGGUAUUUCGCCAGAUGGUACUGUUUUAGUUGUCGGUAGAUCUUCAACAACUAAAGUCUUCCAUUUGCAACCAAUGGAUUCCAAGUUGAAAGUAACUAAAUUAGAUAACAACUUACUGUUGAAAACUGGUACUAGAUUUGUUAAGUUUAUAGACAAUUCAAAACUGCUUAUUUGCUCUGUUGAAGAUGAAGUGUUUACUAUUGAUUUAGAGUCAGAUGAUGACGAAGAAAUGACUGAAAUAGAGUUACCAGAAAUCCAGCAAACCAAAUCAGGUUUAAAAUUACCAUUUAUUAACAAUAUCAAUAAUAUAGAUAUCAACGGUAAAUAUGCUGUUGUUUCUUACGGUUAUGGUGUUAUUGUUUUGAUAGACAUAGAAACGAAAAGAAGUAGAGUACUGGCAAAUCUAAUGAAUUACGUAACAUCCAUAAUAAUUAAUCCAAAGAGAAAGUCUAUUAUUUCUGUAACGGCUGAUAAUAAGAUCUAUGAAUUUAAUUUAACAAAGCUUGAGGAUAAUGAAGAGAAUAACACAGGAGAAGAUAGUUCUGAAGAACAGUUAUUAUCUGAGUGGUCAAAAAAUAAUACCGACAAUUUACCAAAACAAUUCCAAGAACUAAAGGAAAAAUGUGUUGGUAUAUUUUUAGAUGAGAACAGUCCAUCAAAAGUAUGGUUCUGGACUGUUUCUUGUUUAUGUAGACUAGAUUUUUCUGUUGACCUACCGAUAAGCAAUAGAAAGAAGACUAAAAAGCGUAGCCGUGAUGGAUUGACAAUUACAGAUGAAAGCAACUUUUUGAAUGAUGGGGAAGAUGAGGAUGAAGAUAUGGACAUAGAUUCUAAUGAAUUACCAAGUAUAACGAAUGACAACUAUCCAAGAGUUAAAAACGAUGAUUCUAAAAGAGUAAAUGACGAAGGUGAAGCAUUUUUUAUUACUGAAAAGUACAAGUCAAUUUUAUUUACAGAUUUUAUCUCAAAAGACGAAAUAUUUAUCGUUGAAAAGCCACAACUACUAUCAUCAUCUUCUCAAAAAGGUGCCUUCAAUCUUUCAAAAUUAAGAUUUUAA
Messenger RNA from Tetrapisispora phaffii CBS 4417, 2328 nucleotides. It is a transcript of the gene UTP4, whose product is annotated as small subunit rRNA maturation protein UTP4. Lineage: Eukaryota; Fungi; Ascomycota; Saccharomycetes; Saccharomycetales; Saccharomycetaceae. Gene Ontology annotation, biological process: maturation of SSU-rRNA from tricistronic rRNA transcript (SSU-rRNA, 5.8S rRNA, LSU-rRNA). The record is from RefSeq and is a predicted model, not a curated record. The transcript has a single exon. Gene Ontology annotation, molecular function: protein binding; RNA binding. Gene Ontology annotation, cellular component: small-subunit processome; t-UTP complex; 90S preribosome. The coding region runs from base 1 to 2328 and encodes 775 amino acids.